AUGAUACUCCAACAGAAGCGAAAUGUCGGUUUUAGGCAAUAUCGAAAACCUCCAGACCCUCACUUCUUGCUUCCAUUCGACCCUGAUAUCAACUGGUUUAGAGGAGCUUCUCUUUAUGUGUGGUAUCUUGAGACAGAUCGCAUUCACCAAUUCUUAUUCGCUCCUAAUCCACUAGACUUUGGUGAACCCGGAAAUUGCCAGCUUGAAAAACCUAAAAUCUCUGAAAAUGGCGAGUCAUCUAAGCAAAAUACAAGUCCACCUGAAAUUGAAUACAAUGUGACUGCUGCUAAUGCUUUGGAGCUUUAG
Molecule: messenger RNA, 306 nt
Organism: Protopolystoma xenopodis
Lineage: Eukaryota; Metazoa; Platyhelminthes; Monogenea; Polystomatidea; Polystomatidae
Source: the annotation of a GenBank genome assembly